AUGGUUGUAAUAUCUGAAACUUCCGACGACGAUGGCUCUUGUGGUGACGUUCAUCUUCAUCAGAACAAGAAACGUAAAGAAGAAGAGAAUCGAAACAAGAAACGUAAAGAAAAGGUCAAGGUGUCAUAUACUACUCUACCACUUCCAGACGAUCUCAUCCUAAGAUGCUUCUUACUCGUUCAGAGAUGUCACCACUCAUCGCUCUCCCUCGUCUGCAGUUCCUUCCUUCAUCUCAUGCCAAAGCUCUACAACGAUCGCUUGCGUCUUGGCUACACUGAAAGCGUUCUUUAUGCCUACAUUGGAUUCCCUCCUCUUGAAAACCCUAGCUGGCACAUUCUCAAUCCUAAACCCUGUCGAAACUUGUCAAACACGGUAUCUUUAAGAUUGUGCAGAGUCGAUAUACUCCCUCCCAUGCCUUGGGGAUCUGCUAUUGUCACUAUCGGAUCGGAUAUCUAUGUGAUAGGUGGACGCGUAGGCGGCAAGAAACGAAUCUUGGAUAUGACUCUCAUCGACUGCAAAUUUCACAAGCAUCGCUCGCUCCCGAGAAUGAAGGUGGCUCGCUGCCGUGCAGCCGCAGGUGUAAUGGACGGAAAGAUUUAUGUGAUCGGAGGUUGCAAGGUACGACCUUCAGAUUGGGUUGAAGUCUUCGAUAUAGAGAAACAGAGUUGGAGUUCUGUUCCUGGUCCGUACCCUAAUGUGUAUAUGAGUGGAGAGUUUCUGACAUAUGCGGUAAUGAAGGAGAAGAUUUACUGUUUGGAUAUUUACUCCACUGCUCUUGUUUACGAUCCCAAGAGAGGUAAAUGGGACUCUGAACCUGGAUUGUUGAAUGUUCUGUGGAAUGAGUCGUACUGUGUGAUUGAUCAUUUGCUGUUUUCCAUCAAUCCAAUAUUGCAUUUCAAUGGAGAUGAUCCAAUAAACAUAUAUGAUUCAGAGCACAAGACUUGGUUCCCCUUGAAGGGUUUACAAGGUUUUCCAGAUAAUAUCCUUCGCGAUGAGUGUAAAAUGGCUAGUUUUGGUGACAAGUUGGUGGUUUUGGGAGCUGACGGCAAGAAAAGAGAGAUUUGGUGCGUAGAGAUUGCUUGGCAAAGAAAGGAAGAUGGUACAUUUUGGGGGAAGGUCGAAUCAGUCGCGGUUGUGCUGACACCACCAAAGACGUCUUCUGUUUACCUUUGCCGAACUGUUUCGGUUUGA
Capsella rubella is the source of this 1191-nucleotide messenger RNA. Its product is annotated as putative F-box/kelch-repeat protein At2g21680. The record is from RefSeq and is a predicted model, not a curated record. The transcript has a single exon. Bases 1 to 1191 code for a protein of 396 amino acids. Gene Ontology annotation, molecular function: protein binding. Lineage: Eukaryota; Viridiplantae; Streptophyta; Magnoliopsida; Brassicales; Brassicaceae.